This is a messenger RNA of Ostreobium quekettii, 459 nucleotides long. Lineage: Eukaryota; Viridiplantae; Chlorophyta; Ulvophyceae; Bryopsidales; Ostreobiaceae. The record is from the annotation of a GenBank genome assembly.
AUGACGGCGGUCUGCGAGCAGCUCACCGACGACCAGAUCGCGGAGUUCAAGGAGGCGUUCGCCCUCUUCGACAAGGAUGGCGACGGCACGAUCACGACCAAGGAGCUGGGCACCGUUAUGCGGUCCCUGGGCCAGAACCCAACGGAGGCCGAGCUGCAGGACAUGAUCAAUGAGGUGGACGCGGACGGCAACGGGACCAUCGACUUCCCGGAGUUCCUGAAUCUUAUGGCCAAGAAGAUGAAGGACACGGACAACGAAGAGGAGCUCCGGGAGGCGUUCAAGGUGUUCGACAAGGACGGCAACGGCUUCAUCUCGGCAGCAGAGCUCCGGCACGUUAUGACCAACCUGGGCGAGAAGCUGACGGACGAGGAGGUGGACGAAAUGAUCCGUGAGGCGGACGUCGACGGGGAUGGGCAGGUGAACUACGAGGAGUUCGUCAAGAUGAUGAUGGCCAAGUGA